UGACGUCGACAGCAGUACGGAAGGUCUGGCCAAUGUUUUUGCGGACAUGAUCCAGACCGGGAGCCAGCAGCUCCUCCUUGCCACCGCGGCGGCUCUUAUGGCGAGGGCCGGAUUAUCAGUCGUCAUGUCGACCGGCGCCGAGCUCGCGGAUGGCGUCCGCCAGGCCGCCACCGAGGGUGCGGCGGAGGGAGUUCGACAAUCUUUCUCCAGCAGCUGGUCGUCGCUUGCGAACGAGAAGAAGACCACCUCCAGCGCAUCAAGGAAUUCCGCCGUCACGGUUGGGGUCUUCAUCGCCCCCUUCACCGACUCGUUUCCUUCACCGCGGUCGAGUGCCACCUGCGCCAACACGCCCCUCCUGGAGGCGGGAUACCAACUCGUGGUGUCGGAUCACGGUCGGGAGGCAGGCAGCAGGGCCACUCUCGCAGCGGCCGUGGUGAGAAACGUGAAUUCGAACAGAUCCGAUUUGUCGAAACCCGCCCGAGGGACAUUCUACGAAAGUCUGUUGAGCGCGAUCGACCUGUACGAGAAGCACUACCCGGCCUACAAGAGGCAGGCGUUGCGCGCCCGGCGGCAGGGCUUCCCACUGCUGUCGCUGUACGAGGUCGUCUGCCGAUCGAGGCUGCCUGAGAAGGACGUUGAGGUCAUCGAGAGCGGCGGCGGCAGCGGCAGCGAGGGCGGCGGUGACGACGACGACGACGAGUUCGACUUCAAGCUGACUGCCUUCACACAGCAUUUUCCCGGAUUGUGGAGCAAGGUAGCAUGUUCCAUACUUGCCUCUCUCUCGCAUUAUGGUUUUAGCAGGCUUGAUAUUUUCCGCUGAGCAUUAUCCAUCGAAGUGUUCAAAAUCAUGCUGGUGCCAUUCUUGUCUCUUCCUUUCUCUUGCCGUUGUACUGCUUUUGUCAAACACUGAAAGUAGAAGCAGCCGGAGAUUGUGGUUAAGUUUUCCAAAGGUUAUUCUCUCCCAAGAUUCAAUUAGGGCAGCGGUAGCGGAGUGUUUCGCCGAUUUUCCGUUCGUUUUCAUUAUGGAAACAAGCUUACAUGGACCUCGUAUUCCCCUCUCCCCCGUGUGAAAAUGCUGUUUCCUCUGACCCGUAGACCCAGCUUGGCACCGAGAGCCCGAGCGCGGAAGACCAGGCGCGAGGCAUCAAGGCACCGAACACGCUGGCCAAUGAGGCCUUCAUCUACGUCUGCCGCCGUCACUCGGAUCUGAUCCCGGUUUCCGCAGAGACCAAGGAGAGG
Messenger RNA from Ectocarpus sp. CCAP 1310/34, 1239 nucleotides. Lineage: Eukaryota; Phaeophyceae; Ectocarpales; Ectocarpaceae. The record is from the annotation of a GenBank genome assembly.